AUGGUUCCAGCGCUUCCCUAUUCUUCACGAAGAGAACCAACCCCACAGGGAGAUAUUCCAGAAGACAUUGACUGGAGCGAAUCGGAACCCGACGUAACACGAAGAUCCUACAGACAACACCAUCGUCACACAGAACCAGUCGACAACUUCGAAGAUCUUGCCUCACAAUUUGCAUGGGACGGAACUUACGCCGAUCCAGAUAGCUUGAGCCCUCAUCACGAAGCAAGAUUUGCUACCGGCCAGACAGUCCCGUAUAGGCGCGGUCACCUAGAAGGUUUCGCAGACCCUUCACGGCACAGAGGUUCCCCGAACCGAAAACCCCCGCCUCCCGGUCCCAACGAGCCUCAAGGGUUCAGUCAACAGCCUGAAGGCCCAGCAAUGAACUACUACGGAGUUCCUCCUCCUCCACCACCUCCCCAUCCUGGCGUAUAUCCAAUUCAUGCGCCUCCAAUGCCGUAUUAUACUCCAGGACCUCAUACUGCUGGUUGGAAAAAUCCGAUGGGCGGGCCCCGGUCUAUGGGACCACCACCAUCUACAUAUCCUCCACCGAUCGAGCCUUACGGUUCUUACUAUGUACCGCAUCAAGGACCAGUCCACUCUCAUCCGUACGCCGCCACACCUCGCAGUCAUGCUUAUUAUACCGGCCCUCGCCCACAGACUACUUUCCCCCGUCAACACAAGGAUCAUUACCCACCGUAUCCCGCACCGCAACAGCCAGUCGAGGGAUAUUAUGAGGAAGCAAGCGCGCCCAGAUCGAAGAAGCAGCCUAAGCCAAGACAGGAGAAGCCACACAAACGAACAAGUCGAGAUGAUGACAUAGAAGAGAUGAAGAGAGGAAUGGAAGAUCUGGCGUUCAGGCAACAGCAAGUGGAUGAUGGUCGGAAAGCUCAAGAAAGACGCGAAAGGAAAAAGGCAUCAGAUGCAGCCUUGAUCAGACAGGUGAAAAAGACUGUACGGAAGGAGCUGGAAAACAAUGCCAGUGCUCUGAGAGACAUUGACGUGCGCUCAGAAUUGAGCAGGCGACUCCUCCGCUCCGAUAUUGGCUCUAGGGGUUUUUCCACGCCUGCUCCGUCAGUCUAUGAUGAACCGGAUGCUGGCCCCAUUAUACAAGCUACUGCCAAGGAAAUCUUGAAGGCAGUACGUGGACAGUCGCUGUCAGAUCUUGGAGGCUUUCAAGCUCCUCACAGACCAUCUCAUCGACGAGCUGCAUCAGAAGUUCCUUACUCUGGCGGCAGCCAUCCACCACUACCAAGAGACAGUGAUGCUGCCGCAACUAGCAACCCCUUCAUGCCAAACCAAACGAUCUAUGGUCAACCCCCCUACCAGGGACCCGAUCCGCAACAAAGACAAGCCCAGAAAUCCGAAGCCUAUUGGACCGGAACAGUGAGGAAGUCUCGAACGAGGAGUGGAAGCCACUCUGGGCCGCGAUUCCAAGGAGAUACGAAUACGCCACUUCACGGUAGCCUGUCUCCCGGUGACAGCGGCUAUGCUUCACCGGAACCGCUGAGAUCGGAAAGACCAUUCGACCAAUCAAGGGCACGAAGGGUUUCAUUCCGAGAUAGCGACGGAGCAUCUCGCCUCAGACGUGAGGACGUUCGAGGUGAAGAAGUGGUUGACUGGUCGGAAGAUGAGGUCGAGGUGCCAGGACACCCCCAAAGACGAACGAGAACAUGCAGAACUGGGGCGCCUGGGCAGCCAAACUUCACAAUCGAAGUAAGGGGUCCACCGCCAACAGCGCCAGAGGUUGGCUACUUCUAA
Messenger RNA from Colletotrichum lupini, 1758 nucleotides. RefSeq lists its product as uncharacterized. The record is from RefSeq and is a predicted model, not a curated record. The coding region runs from base 1 to 1758 and encodes 585 amino acids. The transcript has a single exon. NCBI's taxonomy places the organism in Eukaryota, Fungi, Ascomycota, Sordariomycetes, Glomerellales, Glomerellaceae.